AUGUCACCUUCCUCAACACCGACCAUGUCCAGCAUCGUCUUCUCCGAUACACCGACGUCCAGUCCCGUUUCACUCGCUAUCCGAAAUUCCGAUUUCAGGCCAUCGGAGAUGGUUGAUGGAAUGGAAGCUGUGACAUACCCAAUUUUCACGGAGAUGGUAACUUCCGGCAAUCUGAGUUCUAAGUCCGAGCAGCCGGUGACUUGCAUCAUAGCAGAUGGGCUCUUCAGUUUUGCUGGUGGUGUUGCUCAACAGAUUGGAAUUCCACUGAUAUACUUCGAGACAAUAAGUCCUUGUGGCUUAUGGAUUCAUUUGUGUGUCCCCAAACUCAUCGAAGCUGGAGAGCUUCCAUUUAAAGGAGAUGACUUGGAUGCGAGGAUAACAUGUGUACCGGGCAUGGAGGGUUUUCUCCGGCGUCGUGAUCUUUCCAGCUUCUGUAGAUCCGGUGACCCGACUGACCCUCUUAUCAAACUAAUUUUGAAGGAGAACCAAUAA
Messenger RNA from Ilex paraguariensis (yerba mate), 492 nucleotides. The record is from the annotation of a GenBank genome assembly. NCBI's taxonomy places the organism in Eukaryota, Viridiplantae, Streptophyta, Magnoliopsida, Aquifoliales, Aquifoliaceae.